AUGGCGGCCUUCCGCGACAUGGAGGAGUUGUGCCAGGGGCUGCUGAGCCUCCUGGGCGCCAACCACGCUGCGGCGCAGCAGCGGCGGCUGCUGGGGCGCUACGGGAAGAUGGUGGAGCGGCUGCUGGAGACGCAAGACGGCGCCGAGCAGCAGCUGCGAGAGAUCCUCAAGGCAGAGACGGAUGUGGCCCAGAGCCUUCUCGAUGCGAAGGAGCAGGCGUGCCAGGGGGGUGCUGAAUUGCAGCAGAUUGAAGCCAAGCUUCAGAAGGCCAGCGAGCAGGACACUCACCUGAAGGCCAGCCUCCUAUAUCCUUUCCUGCUUCUCACCAGGGAGCUAGAGGACCUCAAGGAGGUUGAGGCUGAUCUCGAAAAACAGGAGAAGGAAGUUGACGACGACACGACGGUCACCAUCCCUGCAGCCAUGUAUGUGGCUCAACUUUAUCACCGAAUUAGUAAAAUUGAGUGGGAUUAUGAGUGUGAACCGGGGAUGAUCAAAGGCAUCCAUCGUGGCCCCAGCGUGGCCCAGCCCAUCCACCUGGACAGCACCCAGCUCUCCAAGAAGUUCAUCAGCGACUACCUUUGGAGUUUGGUGGACACGGAGUGGUAGCCGGAGCCUCUCGGACUGUCUUGCACAGAGCGGGAAGCAUUUGUGAGAGUAUCUUUGAGUGCCACUGUGUGCCGGAACUGUGCUAGGCACCCAAGACACAGAUGAAGGUGAAAAGGAUCCCUUUGCCCCGUGGAGGAGUCACGUGUGAGCAGAUGCCACCCCAGAGCUAUGCCUGGUCAAAACUCAUUUCCCAGCCUCUUUUGCAGCUAAAUUGAGCCACUGAAAUGUAAGUGGAAGUGUUAUAGGAAACUUCUAGAAGGAUCCUUAAAAGGCAAGGGAGUAUACCCUUUCUUGCCCCUGCCGUUUAUUUUCUGGAAUUUGGGUGUGAUGGCUGGAGACCUGGCAGCCACAUUCCACAAGUAAGGAGGGGUGCAGCGCUAUGGGGGUGAUACAGAACUGGUAUCUGAUGAUGGGAGAGCUGGUGUCAGCCCUGGACUUCUUUAAAGGGGGAGAAGAGGUUGACCUUAAACUAUCCUGUGUGUGCCAUUGUUACUUUUGUGUUUCUAUCCCAAACAGUCAAA
Messenger RNA from Eptesicus fuscus (big brown bat), 1127 nucleotides. It is a transcript of the gene SPC24, whose product is annotated as SPC24 component of NDC80 kinetochore complex. The transcript has 6 exons. The coding region runs from base 1 to 606 and encodes 201 amino acids. Lineage: Eukaryota; Metazoa; Chordata; Mammalia; Chiroptera; Vespertilionidae. The record is from RefSeq and is a predicted model, not a curated record.